Aspergillus japonicus CBS 114.51 is the source of this 3487-nucleotide messenger RNA. Its product is annotated as LEA domain protein. The coding region runs from base 1 to 3351 and encodes 1116 amino acids. The record is from RefSeq and is a predicted model, not a curated record. Lineage: Eukaryota; Fungi; Ascomycota; Eurotiomycetes; Eurotiales; Aspergillaceae. The transcript has 5 exons.
AUGUCCUCCCCCUUCAUCAGCAAAGUCUCCAAGCUGAACCUCAGCCCCGACUCGCGCAAGGGCACGCCGCCCAAGCUCCGCCGCGAGCAAUCCGGCGCCACCGAGCAGACCGAAGAGGACCCUAGCGUGCCCACCACCCCGACCCCGAAGGGCAAGGCCUCCGCCGCGCGGCACCAGUCCGAGCAGCGCGACUCGCCCGUCCCGGCGCCCAAGGAGGCGUCCGCUUCGGCUUCUGCGUCGGGCUCCCGCGCCCAGAGUCGCGAACCGCACGACGAAGAAGAGAACGGGCAGGAGCAGCCGACUCCGAGUCUGAACGGCGGACCCACCGAGUCGCACCCCGAGCACCUCGAUCUCUCCGUCCUCAAGGGCCUGGAGGUCGGCGAGGACGGGCUCAUCCACGACCAGGACGGGAAUGCGAUUGGUCGACUCGUCGAGGGCAAGCCCGAGGAUCUGGUCGGCUAUACCGUCGGCGACAACGGGGAGAUCCUCGACGAGGAUGGCGAUCUGAUCGGCGUCGUCGAUGUUCUGGCGGAGGCGUUCCAGAACCAGCAGGAUGGCGCUGCCGACACCGUCGGCCAGGCCGCGGACACUGCUACCGCUGCGGUGAGCAAUGUCGCCGACUUGGCCGGGAAGGCUGUCUCGGAGUCGGGCGACAUCAAGGACGAUGCCGGCCAGACUGUUGGGAAGCUCGUCGAGGGCGAGCCGGAGGAGCUGGCGGGCAAGGUGCCCAACGACCAGGGCGAGAUCCUCGGCGACGAGGGCGACGUUCUUGGUCGCGUGGAUGUCGCUUCGCAGGCGAAGGAAGCGGCGGGAAAGGCUGACGAAGCCAAGGAGACUGUCGCCGAGAAGUCGGAAGCCCCUGGCUCGCAAGCUCCAGGAACCGAAGCUGCUGGCACUGAAGCCGACGAGGCUAAGGAGACUGUCGGUGACAAGUCCGAGGCCCCUGGCUCUGAGGUUGCUGGCACCGAGGCUGAGGGUGAGGCCAAGGAGGCCCCGGAGGAGGCUGCGGAGGCGGCGACCGAAGGUGUUCCUGAGAGUGCUCCGGAAGAUACCGCCGAGGAGAAGUAUGAGACCGCUCAGGAAGAGGUCCCCGAAGAGGCCCCUGAGGUGGCCCCUGAGGAGGCCCCGGAGGAGGCAGCCGAAGAAGGUACAGAAGCGGAGAAAGAGCUUCCCCCCAUCUCCUCCCUGGAGGGCCUGCGGUGCAACAAGCUGGGCAAGAUCAUCAACCCGGCCACCGGCAAGCCCGUUGGAGAGCUGAUCGAGGGUGAUGCGAAGAAGCUCGCCUCUCUCGGUGCUCAGCUUGACGACAAGGGCCAGUUCUGGGACAACCGCGGCAACGUCAUCGGCCGAGCCCAGACCCUCGCUCCUGAGGAGUACCCCGAUGAGCCACCUUUCGGCGGCUUGGAGGGCCUGCAUGUCGUCGAGGACGGCUGGGUUGAGGACCAGAACGGCAAGCGCGUCGGCAAGAUCGUCGACGGCGACGCCAAGAAGGUCCUCGGCCGUCCCGUUGACGAGGACGGUGAUGUGACCGACAAGCACGGCAACGUUAUCGCCAAGGCGGAGUACUACGAGGCUCCCGACGAGGAGCCCGAGCCCGAAGUCGAGCCUGAGAAGAUCGACCUCUCCAGCCUCGAAGGUCUCACCCCCAACAAGCUCGGCUAUGUGAUCGGUCCCAAGGGCGUCCCCAUCGGUCGGGUCGUUGAAGGUAACCCGAAGGAGCUGGCCGGAAAGGAGAUCCACGAUGGCCAGAUCUACGACGGUCCUAAGCCCAUUGGGCGGGUCGAGCUGAUCCCCGAGAACGAGCGCGAGAAGAAGCCCGAGGGACCGUUUGCCGGUCUGGAGGGCCUCGUGGUCAACAAGGAAGGAUUUGUUGAGGACGAAGAGGGUAACAUUGUCGGCAAGGUGACCGAAGGUGAUGUGAAAAACCUGCGUGGACGGGCUGUCGAUGAGGAUGGAGACAUCAUCGACAAGUUCGGCAGCGUCAAGGGCCACGCCGAGCCCUACGAAGUGCCCGAGGAAGAAAAGCCCGAGGAGGUGGAUCUUUCUAUCCUUGAGGGCAAGGUCGUCAACAAGGCCGGUAACGUCGUGGACGGGCAGGGCCGGGUCUUCGGUCGUGUCGUCUCUGGCGGCAAAGGAUUGGCCGGACGUAAGGUUGACAAGAAAGGUCAGAUCUGGGGUGACGAUGGCAAGGUCAUUGGCCAGGCUGAACUCGUCCCCGGAGCCGACGAGCAGAAGCCCGAGGGCCCAUUCUUUGGCUUUGACAAUGCGGUCGUCGGAAAGGACGGCGUGGUCACCGAUGGCACUGACCGUAUCAUUGGUCGUGUGAUCGAGGGCGAUGCCAAGCGCCUGCAGGGCCGCAAGGUCGACGAGGAUGGCGACAUCCUCGAUAAGAACGGCAACCCCAUUGGCAAGGCCGAGCGCUGGGAGCCCGAGGAGAAGAAGCGCAAUGUCAACCCCAUGGCUGGCCGCAAGGUCAACAAGGAGGGCGAGGUGCGCGAUGCUGAUGGCAACCUCAUCGGCAAGUUGACCUCAGGUGAUCUUCCUUCGUUGAUCGGUAAGGAGAUCGAUGACAACGGCUACGUGGUGGACAACGAUGGCAACAAGAUUGGCGAAUGUACCUUGAUCGAGAACAUCCCCGAGCCCGAGCCCGAGCCCGAGGAGCCCGAGGAGGAGGUGCAGGAAGAGGAGCCCGGUCCAUCUCCCGAGGAAUUGGAGGCGAAGAAGAAAGAGGAGGAGGACCGUCAGCUGGCCAAGAAGAUGAGUGCGAUUGUUGGAUCCACCUUGGACCGCCUUCGUCCUAUCUGCAAGAUGAUCUCCGAGCACGUUGACAAGGCCGACCGCACUCCGAAGGAGGAGCUAGACGAGGAGCAGCUGGUCAAGGACGUCAAGCCUCUCCUGGAAGAGGGUGGCCAGAUUCUUCAGAAAUGCAACGGCGCGAUCCGGGCCCUCGACCCCGACGGACGCAUCGCCGCCACUGCUAAGGCCCGCGCCGCCUCGCACGAGGCUUCCCCUGAGGAAUACGCGCUGGCUGACCAGCUCAAGGAGCUCACCGACACGGUGCUGCGCACGAUUGACAACGGCAAGAAGCGUAUUGCUGGCAUGCCUCACGCCAAGAAGGAGCUCAAUCCCCUCUGGGGGCUGCUCAGCGAGCCUCUCUUCCAGAUCAUCGCGGCUGUCGGCCUGCUGCUGAGCGGUGUGCUUGGUCUGGUGGGUCGUCUGCUGGAAGGUCUGGGACUGGGACCCCUCGUGAAGGGCCUGCUCGGUGGCUUGGGUCUGGACAAGCUGCUCAGCAACCUGGGAUUGACCUCGCUGACCGACGCCCUGGGCUUGACUGGCCGCAAGAAGAAAUAAAGGUGGAGCGCGACCCGUGGUUGAGACUGUGAUCUUAUAUCUUUUGUGGUGUUCUGUGACGACGAGCUUGAUACCUGUAACGUUAGCUGAUGUCUGAUGUUUGAUUUCGACAAUUUGAAUGUCUUUGUAUUGUGUG